AGGCGUCAUUUUCAUCCCUGGCGUAAAUCAUACGACCGCAAGCGCCCACCUUCCGGGAACUCGGGCGAGAACCCGCAGGGUCGGAUCCCCGAUGGAAGGAAACGGGCCAGCCCGGCUCCGCCGAGGAAUAUCUUUCUCCGCCGAGCGCCUCCUGGGCGCGCCGUCGCCUCACGCUCCGCCGCUCGAUCCCGCCAGCGCCGGCACCUCCUCCGCGGCCGCCGCCGUCGCCGAUGAGCUCACCGAAGACGACGUCUUCUGGACCGGUGGCUUCGCCGCCGACAGCGCGCAGCACAAUCACCAGCCGUCGUCGUCGUCCUCCCUCUCUUCCGAUCCACGGCAUCACCUCCGCAAGGCGUCGCCGGUCGGUCCGUCGGAAAGCUUCGGCGUCCUCGCGGCCCUGCCGGAGAACGAGCCCCGCUCCGUUUUCAACCACAAGGCGUCAAUCUCCUCCCCCUCGUCUUCUUCCGCUUCGUCCUCGGCUUCGUCCUCGAGAAUGAUCUCAAUCCCGACGGUUCCGAAGCCUCCGCCGGAGCGCCUGUUGCCGGUUGCUUCGUCCAGUUCUGGCUCGAGGUAUCACCGAUCGGCGCCGGUGAACGUGCCGGCGUUCCCGACGUUGAUGUUGAGGAGAUGUGGCGAACUCGAUGAGAUCGAAGAUGAUUAUGACGAAGACGGAGAGGGAACGAUGUUGCCACCGCACGAGAUUGUGGCGAGGAGUUUGGCCCGGUCGCCGAUGAUUGCGUGCUCUGUGCUUGAAGGUGCCGGGAGGACACUCAAGGGGAGGGAUCUGCGGCAAGUUCGCAACGCUAUUUUUCGGCAAACAGGAACACUAAAGCUGGUCAUUCAAAAGAAUAGAAAGUGAUAGAAGGUGAAAUAAAUUAAUUUUCGUUCUAGGUCUUUUGUUUGAAGACAAAAUGAUUGUUGAUUGGAUGUUCCCAAAUCCUUGUGGACAGCUUUUGCUCAUCAUGUAUUGCCUUGCUGGUGAGUCAGGACACUAAAAAUUAUGUGUAGUCCUUAUCAUGUCAAAAAUGUCAAAAUUGUUUUUAUGGGAGGCACCGACAAUAUUAGUUAUCUUUCUCUCUCUUUUUUCCGUUCCUCAGCCAUUUUGUGGAUGUGGCACUGGCUGUUAUGAGGUUAUUUCCCGGGGCAAAAUGCUUCCGCAUUGCCUGCUUGCAGUUAUUGCCUAUGGCGCUUAUUGAUCUAAGGUGGCUGGACUACUGCUGUGGAAUAUGGAUAUUGGAGACUGGUAGUUCUGGUGUAGCUUAUAUGGAGCACUUUCUCCUGUUUGGCAGAUGGAUGAAACUGUACAGUUGUCACAUUUAUUAAGAGUUCCUGUUUAUUUUCAUCUUUCAGCAGAAUUAUGCUGCUUUGUUUUCUUUGGCCAAGACUUGUGUUUGAGGAACUUGAAAGUGCAGAAACGCACUUAAUUCCACUCUGAAAUCCUGGUAAUAGUUUCCAUCUAUAGAGAAUCGCAACUGGAUUGUGCGGUUGAAUUUCUGGCCUAACAGACAGAAUGUAAUUGAAGAUUUCGUGUUGCCCUUGAUAUUGAGUGAUUAUUACUAGAUACUUGUGGAGGGCAUGUUAAUAGGUUCUGAAAGGCAAACUCCUCCUACAGUGACUUCUCUUUUGAGGCUUUGAAUUCAAUGCGGAUGGUGCUUUCUCAUGUGAAUAACAAUCAAGAUUCUGUUUGUCUGAUCGACAUCUGACCA
This is a messenger RNA of Eucalyptus grandis, 1706 nucleotides long. RefSeq lists its product as uncharacterized. The coding region runs from base 92 to 859 and encodes 255 amino acids. Lineage: Eukaryota; Viridiplantae; Streptophyta; Magnoliopsida; Myrtales; Myrtaceae. The record is from RefSeq and is a predicted model, not a curated record. The transcript has 2 exons.